AUGAAAAGCAACUCUUUGCCUGACUAUGGUAUUCAAGAGAUCUGAGCUGUGUCAGGAAACUCAUUGCUGAAGCGCGCUUGAAAUACUACAGAUCCAUUUGCUGUUGUUAAGCUGAGAUCCUUUCCCUGUAAUGCAGCAUGUAUCCUGUAGCCUUCAUGAGCUUGGCAGUGUGACCUUUUGGAGAGAGACCUUAUCUGUAUUCCAGAUAUCUGUCUUCCAGAACAAGGUGUUUCCUGAAUUCCCACUAUGUCUGAUGGGGACUACGAUUACCUCAUCAAAUUUCUAGCGCUCGGUGAUUCCGGAGUAGGAAAGACCAGCCUUCUUUACCAGUACACAGAUGGCAAAUUUAAUUCCAAAUUUAUCACAACAGUGGGCAUUGACUUUCGGGAAAAGAGAGUGGUCUAUAGACCCAAUGGGCCAGAUGGUGUUAGUGGCAGAGGGCAGAGGAUACAUCUUCAGCUCUGGGAUACUGCAGGGCAGGAAAGGUUUCGUAGCCUGACAACAGCUUUCUUCAGAGAUGCCAUGGGGUUUCUCCUACUCUUUGAUCUGACAAAUGAGCAAAGCUUCCUCAACGUCAGGAACUGGAUAAGUCAGCUACAAAUGCAUGCAUAUUGUGAAAACCCUGACAUUGUAUUAUGUGGAAACAAGAGUGAUCUGGAAGACCAAAGAAUGGUGAAAGAAGAAGAGGCAAAGGAACUUGCAGAAAAAUAUGGAAUACCGUAUUUUGAAACCAGUGCAGCUAAUGGGAAUAAUGUAAGCAAAGCCAUUGAUACUCUGCUGGACCUCAUCAUGAAGCGCAUGGAACGGUGUGUGGAUAAGUCCUGGAUCCCAGAAGGGGUAGUGCGCUCCAAUGGGCACAGCUCUACAGAACAACUGAACGAGGAGCAAGAAAAAGGCAAAUGUGGCUGCUAACUCGGUUACAACAAUUGAGUUUGAUGUGUAUGCUAAAGUAUAGUACAGUUGCAGCUUAACUGUUUAACCUAUGGACCAAUCAUGUCAUAUAGUUACAUUUUGAAGCUAUAUUAAUUCUUGGUAUCUCCUUUUGAAUAGCGUUGGCCGUUGCUUGGAAGGUAUGCAGUUUAUUAGUGGAUAAGACAGAUGUUAAUCAAUUUGUUAUAACACUGGAUGCUCUCUGAAUCCUCUUUGGGAGGAAGAGGAGGAGGAGAGUUUUCAUCGCCAAACUUAGAAACGUUUCUCUGUACGGCCUAUAAAAAAGGGUAGGCAUCUGAACUGGAUUUUCAGUCGCCCUUUGAAGGCUCCACUGACUACACAGGUGAAGCAAUUAGAUUAGAUAUUGUGACUGCUCUUCUUAGUCUCUACUAACAGUAAGUUUACCAACAGGGUUAUUGAUUUUGAACAGAACAAUUCUUGCUUCUAUUUGAACAGAAACAUUUCAUCAUUUCAUCAAUAAAUAGCAAGGAUAAAGAGCAAAUCCUGCAUUCUCCACAAAAGUAUGCAACUAGUUUUUUCUCUGUUCUGACAAACCAUCAACUUCUAGUGAUGAAAACUAAGAGAGAACUAUUCUAUGUGGAAUAAAAAAACUAUCUAGAGAAGCACAGCAGAUGCACAUUUAAAGCAGUUUGGGUAUGUCAUGAAAUUGAACGUUUAAACUACAACUGUACUAUAUAAAAUAUAUCCAACACACGUAUGAGACCUCCUAGCAUCAUCUGAAUUUCUAGAAUAUGCAUAUACAUAUAUUUAUAUGUAAAUGGCAUAAGUGUACAUCUGUUAUGUUUCUUUUGCAUUACCCCUCAUGUUCUAACAGGAAUGUAGGGCAAUCUAGAUGUCAGCAAAAUUUCAUCGGAGUUAGCGCUUUGCACUGAAUUUAUUUUACCAAACACAGCUUUGGAACGUUUCUUCAAAUUUGGAUUGAGAAAUGAAUGAUUAUCUUCUGUGAGAUGCAGUUGUCGAAGAUAUCAGUUCUGUCUAAAUCAGUAUUUCUAUAAAUUCAUAGUGCUCAUUUUCACCUGCCAACCUUUGCAUCCUGUAAAUCUUGGUUAUCAUAUAUUACUUGUUCAUUUCCUUUAGAUUGUGUUUAAAAAUAGAGUUGCUAUUUUUUCCCUCCCUUUUUUUUUUUUUUUUUUUU
This is a messenger RNA of Struthio camelus australis, 2086 nucleotides long. NCBI's taxonomy places the organism in Eukaryota, Metazoa, Chordata, Aves, Struthioniformes, Struthionidae. The record is from RefSeq and is a predicted model, not a curated record.